Messenger RNA from Emys orbicularis (European pond turtle), 714 nucleotides. RefSeq names its product MAP6 domain containing 1 (gene MAP6D1). Gene Ontology annotation, molecular function: microtubule binding; calmodulin binding. The record is from RefSeq and is a predicted model, not a curated record. Bases 1 to 714 code for a protein of 237 amino acids. Gene Ontology annotation, biological process: regulation of microtubule cytoskeleton organization; microtubule cytoskeleton organization; cytoskeleton-dependent intracellular transport. Gene Ontology annotation, cellular component: microtubule; Golgi-associated vesicle; cis-Golgi network. The transcript has 3 exons. NCBI's taxonomy places the organism in Eukaryota, Metazoa, Chordata, Testudines, Emydidae.
AUGGCGUGGCCCUGCAUCAGCCGCGUGUGCUGCCUGGCCCGCUUCUGGAGCCAGCUGGACAAGUCCGACCUCUCGGUGCCGCUCACCAUCCACAGCUACUCCGACAUCGAGGAGCCCGAGGAGGGGGCGAGCCCGGCGCGGGGCGGCCCCCGGCUGGGCGCGGCGGCGGACGGCCGCUCCCGGGCAGGCGGCGGACAGCUGUCGUCCGGGCCCCCGCCCUCGCAGGACAGCCUGGCCAUCAAGCGGUCGUGGAAGCGGGGGAGCCACAAGCGGGGCCCGGCGGCGCCCCCCGACAGCCAGCCCUUCGCCGCCGAGACCCAAUACCGGCAGGACUUCCGCGCCUGGCCCCUGCAGAAGCGAGACGCCUACCUCUGGGCCGGCGAGGGCAGGAGAGACGGGUCCCCCGCCCCGCCCAGGUCCGUGUACGUCCUGCCCGCCGGGGACAGCGACCAGCGGCCAGAGGCCAGCAGCAGGCUGAGCUGCUCCCCGCCCGGCGCUGCCAACACCACCUCCUACAGGCAGGAGUAUCGUCCAUGGACUGGAGCCAAGCCGUCAAAGCCCAUAAAGACAAAGCAAGGCUUCAUUAUUCCAGAAGAUCAUUUUGUGCAAGAGACUAGCUACAGGGCAGAUUUUAAGAUUCCAGAAGCGAAGACCAAGUUUUCCCCCAACCCUUCUGCGGUUUUCCAGGCUCCUUCCCGUAUCCUCAACGUGUGA